AUGAAUCAACAUCCGAAUCUAACCCAACCACACUCCAACAACACGGGUAGAGGAGGCAGGAGAAACAAUAGGAGAACGCCUAAGAAAUCUAAUGGAAACCAUCCAGACCGCCCAUUCAGCUCCGCCUCCAAUCACAGUACGAAUCAAAAUGGGAAUCGGAGAAACAACAGAAAUUUCAAUAGGAAUCAUCAAGGAGGCGAGCAGGAUUCUGGAAAUUUCAGACAGAAUAAUCGGGACUCGAUAGCACCAAUUGACGAGAAUCGGCGGUUCGCGAGUCAGAGUGCUCGGGAUUCGGAUUAUCAGGGAGGACAUCGGGAUUUAUCACCUCAUAGUCAUAGCGCCAGAGAUCACAGUGACACAUGGGGUCCUGACGAUCGUCGGAGCUACUCCUCUCCCAGGAACAGUGACUGGCACCCAAAUGACUUUGAGAAUGAUGGACAAGGACCAUCCAGAAUAGACUACGAUGACUACAAUCAAGGAGGACGUAACAGCUACUCGCCACCGGAUAAUCGUCAAUAUGAGAAUGAGGAUCAUUCGAGAAGAAACAACAAUUAUCGAGAAGAGCAGAGUAAUAACAGCAGACUUGAUAACCAGGAUUCACCACCGGGGAACAUCAACACUCCGUCGAAGAAAAAAAAGAAGAGGCCUAAUAAUACGGCGAGAUGGAAUAAAGCCCUAAAAUUGGAAAUUCAAAAUGCAAAUGGUCAGAGGAGACGUCAACAGCGUACACCUACAAAAAGCGAAGGACCAAGUGCCGGAAGAUUUGGGAAUGGCGGUUAUCAAGAAUCUGAAAGGACUGACCAAAACCAUGAACGUAGAUCAAGAAGCCCAGGGUACCGGAAUGCUCCUCCACCGAGUUACGUAAGUCAAGACGUGAGAAUUUCUGGGAAUCAAUCGAGAAGACCGGACUCCUCAAUGAGUUCAAGAAUGUCUCGUCUAGAUCAAAAUCAGGAUAGGUACCCAGAUCAGAGGAGUCAACAGGGCUACUCACCUGUCAGAAGUGAACGACAUGGACUGUCUGAGGAAAGAUUUGUAAAUGACAAUGGACGGAAUUCUAAUGAUAGAAACGGUGACAUGUUCAACGGCUUCGGGUACAGAGACUCUCCACCGAGAUACUUCGAAGGAUUUCAAAGCCAAACCGUGCGGAAUGACUCCAGGAUGUCAAACCGUCCCAACAACCAUCACUCGCCACCACGACACCAAGAUAGGUUCAGAUCAUCAGAUCACUAUCGUAGCAACUCUCCAUCGGGACGUUUUAAAGGUUCGGAUGCUCAUAAUGAUCAAAGACGAUUUGAGAAUGGAAAUCAUGGAAGCUAUUCUCCAAAUCCACCAAACUGGCAAAACGAUGUGAGAGGCAGGUCGGAUAGUCCCUGUGGACAAGGCACUUCGAAUUUCCGUGAAAACAGUUGGUCGCCAAUUCCCGGAGAGAGACGGUGCCGUUCACCAAGUGCACAAAACGGUUAUAGCUUGAGGAAUAGAUCUCCAAGCCCUCGCGGCCAAGGAUCCUCGAAUUGGCAACCGAGCCCACCGCGUGAACAAUUUCGUAACCGUUCACCGAGUGCCCAAUGCGGGUAUAAGCAGAUAAGGAAUCGGUCUCUAAGCCCUUAUGGACAAGUAAACUCUAACUACCAUCAAGACAAUUGGCAACCUAGUCCAGAACGAUUCCGUAACCGUUCACCAAGUCCAGGUCCUCGUGAUGACUGGUCACCAAUUCCGGGAGAACGUCGGUGUCGUUCACCAAGUCGGCAAUAUGAAGAUGACACUCAAAGAAACCCAAGGAAUAUUUGGUCACCCCCACAAAACUGGAACAACCAACAGAGAAAUAGGUCUCUGAGCAGACAAGGAUCUGGCCCCUCUACUAGCCGCCCAUAUGAUGACAGAAGCCGUGCCCCUAGCUAUCAGUAUGACCACAGCUCUUUUAGUCCAGAAGGGCAAGGAACGUCAAAUUACCGUCAGAAUUGUUGGUCACCAAGUCCAGCACCUGCCCUAGGACAACAACUUCAAGAGAGGAACAGAUCUGGAAGUCUACAAGGACCAGGUCCAUCGUCUCAUAGUCGCGACAACAGUUGGUCGCCUAUCCCUGGAGAAAGAAGGUACUACCGAUCGCCAAGUCCGUACAACCCGCAAAGACGUCAUUCCCCAAUUCCACAAGGGAAUUAUCGAUCAAGCAGUGUGGAGCCAAGACUGCCAGUUUCCGGUUUCCAGCAAUCUGUGGUUCAGUUGCAAAACGAGACACGGUCAGAAUCCUCUUACCCGAAUGAACGUCAACGAGGGACACCAAAGGAUGUGGAGUUGGAGCCAAGGGAGGAAGAAGAAGAAGAACCAUUUGAUGAGGAAGAGCGCAGAGAACUUUUCGCUGCGUUGAUGCGAGAAGAACCGAUGAGAAGAAUUGAACCAUCCGACGGAAAGUGGCAGUUGUCAAUCACCGAAACCAGCUGUGACCCCUCAUUCCUCUGGGACAGACCAGAACCAAAAGGAAAAGUGUCUCAAGCGACACGUCGUUUCGUCACGAAGGACUACGUGAACCCACAUCUACGGAACAAUUGCAUAUUCUGCAAUGGGAAACACAAACCGGAUGAGUGCCCGAAUGUGGUUUCCGUCGAGGAUCGGAGGGAGAUCCUUGCUUUCUACAAGCGAUGCAUCAGAUGUCUCCGUCGUCAUCGUGAGGAGCCGUGCCCGAGGAAGAAUCAUGGAAAAUGUUACUAUUGCUUCGAUGAAGAUCCGGAGGAGCCGAAGCAUAAUUCAUCCGUCUGUAGAACUGCAUAUAUACCAGAACAUAUGCUGGAAUCAAAUCAGUAG
Molecule: messenger RNA, 2799 nt
Organism: Caenorhabditis remanei
Lineage: Eukaryota; Metazoa; Nematoda; Chromadorea; Rhabditida; Rhabditidae
Exons: 4
Coding region: 1-2799 (932 amino acids)
Source: RefSeq, a predicted model, not a curated record